AUGGACGAGUUACUAAAAAUGAAGACUCUUGCAGACAAAAAAAAGCUCGUAGUUAUUCCAGUUUUCUACAAAGUGGAGGUAGAAGACGUUAGUAAUCUUAAAGGUAAGUUUGGUAAAAAAUUCUCUAAGCUUGCGAAGGCUAAUCCAGAUCGGAUUACUAAGUGGAAAGAUGCUCUCGAAAGCAUCUGCAGUUACAUGGGUAUGUUGUUGUCAGACAAGAGCUCUGAAGCCGAUUUUGUCAAGGAUAUUGUUAAAGAGGUUAAGAGAGUUGUAGAAGCAAUUAGACACGAGGAAAAAGAAAAUCUUUCUGGUAAACAUUUGAAGAGGAAGGGAAAACAAGUAUCUGCUGAGUCUGUGAUGGUCUAUGAAGAUUUUUUAUUGGGUGUAACUUACUGUGAUGACCCAAAUCCUAUAGUCAACCAAGUUCCAAACCCACUGCAAGAAACCCUAGAAAUCGAGUCGUCUGAAGUAUCAAAGGACGUACCAUCGCAUCCACAGAAUUCAGAGGCUUAG
This is a messenger RNA of Eruca vesicaria subsp. sativa (arugula), 513 nucleotides long. The record is from the annotation of a GenBank genome assembly. Lineage: Eukaryota; Viridiplantae; Streptophyta; Magnoliopsida; Brassicales; Brassicaceae.